AUGGCGGCGCUCCGCCUCCUACCGCUCCUCCGCCGCCGCCGCGCCAUCCCCAACCCCUCCCUCCUCCUCCACCGCCGCCGCCCCUUCUCCACCUCCACCUCCUCUCCUCCACCCCCUUCCCCAGCAAACCCCGGCUCCUCCUCCCCGAAACCCCCCUCCCUCUCCGCCCGCCUCUCCUUCGUCUUCGACCAGCUCGACGCGCUCGACCGCUCCCGCUCUUCCGACCUCUCCGCCCGCGACGCCGCCCUGCGCCGCAUCCAGUCCUGGCGCCGCCCGCCCCCGCCGCCACCCGACGCGCCUCCUUCUCCGCCUCCGCCGGAGCCGCGCGAGCAAGUCGAGCUCGAGGCCGCCGUGGCGACGGCCGGCGAGCAGCGGGAGGCGGUGGCGGAGGUGGACCGGAUGAGCGUCGCGGAGGUGCUGCGGAGGGAGGUGGAGCUGGUGCACCCCUGGCCCGAGUGGAUCGAGCUCAUGGAGCGCCUCGCGCAGCAGAGGUACUUCGACCUCGGCCCCGCCCACGAGGAGGCCCGCCUCGCCGCCGCCGUGCCCAUGGAUCUCUCCGAGGUCUCCGAGGAGUCUGGCUUCGAUUUCUCCAGGGACUGGACCACCGUCAAGAACGCCUGCAUGAACUUCGGCCGCGAUCGAUUCGACAUCCUCAAGCCGUUGCCUAGGAAGGAUCUUCAAGUAUUAGUUGGCCAUGGGUGUCCCAGCAUGGAUCCAAAAGUUGUGUUUUCUGCAAAGCUGAUAAGAAAAUUGGUUCACCUUGACGAGGGUGAUGUAUGCAGUUCUUGUAAUUUGCGGAAUUCAUGCUCAAGGGGCUAUAUCCUUACACGUAAAGAAGAUGAAGCUCGGACUCUUGAUGUUAUGCGUAUCUUGUUGGUCUAUGGUUUUGACCAUGUAAAGGGAACUGUAGAGAACAAAUCACUUCUCAAACUGAAAUCCGUGAAGACUGUUGUUCGGAAAUUAAUACAUGAGAUUGCCAAGCUGAGUGCUGUUCCUAUUGACCCCAAUCUUCCACCACCUGUAAUCAGGAAGUUGCCACCUAAGGUGAAGCAACCACCUCCACCACCAAAGAAACGAGUUGGACGUGAUGACGUAGAGAUGAAGAAAGGAGACUGGCUUUGCCCAAAGUGUGACUUCAUGAACUUCGCGAAAAAUACUAUCUGCUUGCAGUGUGAUGCUAAGCGUCCCAAAAGACAACUCCUCCCUGGAGAGUGGGAGUGUCCUCGGUGCGACUUUUUGAACUACAGACGGAACAUGUCAUGUUUCCAUUGUGAACACGACCGCCCUCCAGAUGAAUACACCAACAACCAAACAGAAGCAUAUCAAUCUGCGCCGCGGAAACGAUCGGACAGACCAGCUCGUAAGCCUGAGGUUUCUAGUGCCUGGAACUUUGACUUUGAAGAUAAUGAAUCAGAUGGUGCUGAUGUUGCAGCAUUUGAGUUUGCUGAUUCAUCUAAAGGUAGGGAGAGUUCAUCUGUGGACACCUCAUAUAGAGAUAAUGCCAAUGGUUUUGAGGCUGAGAAAUUUGGAAUGGAUGAAACAAGGAGCAAGGGACGAGAAAGAAAGUUCACCGAAAGAGAUAGCUUGAACUCAUCUAGAGUUGGUUUUGAUGAUUUUGACGAUGAAGAGGAUGAUAUUGACAGUUAUGAGCUUGAUUUGUCAAAAGGUGGUCAGACAGGUGGUCUGUCAAGGGUGAGUUAUUCUGACCUUGAUGAUGCUUCUGAUUCAGAAGACUACGGUGAAUCUUCUCACAGUAGAAAUUCCAAUUACGGGGAAAAAGAUGACUUAACAGGUUCAGCCGAUGAUGAUGAAUUUGUUGGCCAACCCUCCCUAAAAUCUAGUCAUAUUGCUGAUUCUUGGCAGAAAACCCGAGGUUGGAGUGGUUCGAAUAACCGCAGAAGCGCAUCUUUUGGAUCAGAGAGUAAUGAUGGGGCUAUUUCUGAUUCUGAUGAGGAUAUUGACAAUGGCUUUAGAUAUAAACAAGGGCGUAACCAGGGAAGUCGUGAAAGAGUUCCUGAUAUGGACUCUGACAUGGAUGACCAGUUUCAAUCAGAUAAUAGGAACAGGUCCUCGGCAAAUUUCAGAGAUAACUUCCCUGCCAGAAGCUCUAACUUGAACAGUAGAAGCUCUAAUGGGGACCGUUAUGGCAGGACCAAAGGCAAUGAACAACACUUCAGGAGGGCUGAUUUCCAUGAGGGUGGCUCGGCAAAUUUCAGAGGUAACUUCCCUGCCAGAAGCUCUAACUUGAACGCUAGAAGCUCUACUGGCGACCGUUAUGGCAGGACAAAAGGCAAUGAACAACAAUUCAGGAGGGCUGAUGUGCAUGAUGGUGGCUCCUUUGAUAAGAAUCACAGAGGAAGGGCUAAUCAUCAAGAUCAUGGCUCAAGAGGUUCACAAAGAAAUGCUGGAAGAAACUGGGAUAAAAGGAGUGAGUUUGAUGGCAGUGACAGAUCCCCGAGGCAUUCUAAUAGAAGGUAAAAAUAUAGCAAUGCGAGUGGCAGCAUAAGAAUUGAAAGUGUGGACGUCAGCCCAAAAUUCUUGGAUACAGAACUGAAUUGAUGGCACUAGAUCCUGAGACGUUGCCGGUAAUGGGGUGUUUUAGGAAGUGUUCAUAUUUCUAAGAAUUUUUUCAAGGCUCCAAGGUAGCCAACAGAUGGAGUGUUACAUCAUGGAAUUUGGUAUGUCCAGAUUUUGUGAAAAAACAUAUUCCCAUUUCUUUCACCAUUUACUGUUCCACAACCUUUUCAAGAAUGGGCCUAGAAUGCAGGGAGUGAAUACAUGCCUCCACACAUGUAUGUUUAUUUUUUGUUGUAUUGAUUACUUUAUCUCCAACAUUAUAUUUAAAGGCAAGUUGGUAAUGGAGUUCAAUUGCCGUCUGUGAAAUGUGAAAGUCAAGCAAUAUAUUUUCAGUAAUGAAUGGGCUAUUUGGUUAUGUCCUCUAGCACAAGUCUGGGCACCAUUAGGCUACCUUUUGUUCUCUAGACUAGGUUGGUAGUCAUUGGCUACCUUCUGUUCUCUAGACUAGGUUGGUAGUCAUUGACUAGUUCAGAUCACUAAUUUUGUUGUUGCUCAGUGCAAUUUGAAUCUUGGUUCGUCAAUAUGCUCUCCUGUGUUGUCGUUGUAAUUUGCAUAUAAUCCUUAUUGUGGUUAGAUUUUCCAUGCAUAUUUCUCAUCGGAAGUUCUUACAUACAUCUAAAUAUAUGAUGUGGUUGUAUAUUUAAAUGUAUGGGAGAUAUUGACACCAUCCUCUGCACCGAUUCCACCCUGAUGUGCCACCACACCGACCUGGAGGCCUGCUGGACUGGACCUACAGGUUCCCAGGUUCAUCUCUUUCUAUCUCUCGUGUGCGGUGGCUCACGGGUUAAGAGACCGGAAUGGAUGAAGCCAGCAGUGCUGCUCCCCGCUGAAGAGGUCUUCCACGGCAGCGGCAGGCGGUUCCAACUUCCAAGCCCAUAUUUUGCUUAAUGUUUGUAAUCCAAUGGAAGACAGUCAUUUGGGUGCUGGGGGUGGAGAGAUGGCGGCUUGAGAUAUGAAUGAGCUCAAGGUUUUACUACCUCAAGAGCUUACAGGUGUUGAAGACACAAGUCACCAAUAGCGGCACACUGUGCUAUUGCUGCCAUAGCAUCUAGGCAUCGGAAGGAUCCAGAAGAG
Lolium rigidum is the source of this 3651-nucleotide messenger RNA. RefSeq lists its product as uncharacterized. The record is from RefSeq and is a predicted model, not a curated record. The transcript is spliced from 7 exons. Gene Ontology annotation, molecular function: mRNA binding. Lineage: Eukaryota; Viridiplantae; Streptophyta; Magnoliopsida; Poales; Poaceae. Gene Ontology annotation, cellular component: cytoplasm. The coding region runs from base 1 to 2478 and encodes 825 amino acids.